AGGGUUACACUAAUGUCCUGACAAUGUCCUGACAAUGUCCUGACAAAGUCCUGACGGAUAUGAAAAUGCUAAUUACGUUUUCAUUAUAUAAAGGAUUUACUUUAAAUUUGGAACCAAGCAAGAUGACAACAUUAAUUUAUUAAAUAAAAGAAAAAAAAUUAAAAAAAAUAUUUUUAAGAGUUAGAAAACUUGACCUGACCAACUUCGACUUUGAAAUCACUAAUGUCCUGACCGAUAUGAAACGGCUAAAUACUUUUUUAUUAUUCACAGGAUAGACUUCAAAUUCGAUAUCAAGGAAGAUUAAAACAUUUAAUCCAAAAAUAUAAGAAAAAAAUGAAAAAAAAAAAAUUUUUAGAGUUAGAAAACUUGACCUGACCAAUACGAUUUUGCCGCGACUAAUGUCCGGACCGAUAUAAAACUGCUAAUUUCUUUUUUAUCUUUGGAAGGAUUAACUUCAAAUUUAGUAGCAAGGAAGAUUUCGACAUUUAACAAAGAAAUAAAAAGAAAUGAAAAGAAAACAAAUAUUCAAAAGACCAAAAAACUUGACCUGACCAACAUAGGCUAUUCACCAAAAAAAGACAUGUUCGUUUAAAAAAUAGAAAGACUAUGUAUAUUUCUUAAAUAAAUGUCUUUAAGUUUGAUAAAUAUCAAUAUUUUAUUAAAUAUUUAAAUGACAAAAAGAAAAAAAUGUGAACAAGUAUUGCAAGGGUAAAAAUAUAUUGACCUGACAUUGUCGAACUUGUCCUGAUCAAUUUUCUAACUGAAAGAAAAUGUUAACCUCUUACCUUAUAUUAUUGAAAUUGAAAAUAUCCGAUCACAAUGAUAUUACAACAUUGAACGCAGAAAGAUACUGUUGAAAUGAAACGAAAGAGAAAUAUUAGAACCAGUUGCUGAAUGUUUUCGUAUUGACCAGAUGUUCAACGAACUGCAACCAACCAUCGACAACUACAACACCGUGGUACUUCACGUUGGCGCCAACGACCUCUCCCAUGGUUCAUCAGUAAAGACUCUACUCAGGAAAUACCAACAACUGACAUCAGACAUUUGGCACAGCAACCCAACAGCAGACAUCAUCAUAUCUGGAGUCCUACCUAGAGCCGACAACCAAUUCCCAGGGGCACUUCUGCGCACCAACUUCCUAACGGAACUCAACCAGAGAGCUCGGCUACUCAAUACCAAACUACAGUUACUAGCUACCCGAGUUCCAAGACUCCACUACGUUGGUCACCCGUCAUUCGCCCAGAAAGGUACUAUCCAGAGACACCUACUCAGUCGAGAUGGUCUUCAUCUAAGCUACCGUGGUACAUCAACUGUGGUGAAAGACAUCGAGAGCGCCAUUCGUCAUCUACGCAAAACCAAGGAUACUCAUGACAGCAUCUGGGACCUACCAACGUCAACACCAACGUCAACACCAACGCCAACACCAAAAGCACCUACACCAAUGCCUGACCCAACUGAACCAGCUGUAGACCAAUCACUGUACCGAACUGCACUACUCACUUUACCGAUACGAACACCAACACCAACACCAAAACCAGUACUAACUUCAACAGGUAUUCAGGUGAUUGAAGAGUGGCCUGCUCUUCCACGGGUAUGUUAUCUGGUAUCUUCUCUUAUUAACACUUCAUCUACCUCUAACACUGUGCAUGUUCCUACCACCACGUCCUCAUCUGUUCCAGCAUGUACCAUCUCACCAAAUCCUGUUUGUGUCGCACCUACCUCCACUUCUAGCCGCUCACCCACUUCCACUUCUUACCGCUUGUCUACCUCCACUUCUAACCGCUUGUCUACCUCCACUUCUAACCGCUUGCCUACCUCCACUUCUAACCGCUUGCCUACCUCCACUUCUAACCGCUUGCCUACCUCCACUUCUAACCGCUUGCCUACCUCCACUUCCAACCGUUUACCUACCUCCACUUAA
Mytilus californianus (California mussel) is the source of this 1921-nucleotide messenger RNA. RefSeq lists its product as uncharacterized. The record is from RefSeq and is a predicted model, not a curated record. Bases 914 to 1921 code for a protein of 335 amino acids. NCBI's taxonomy places the organism in Eukaryota, Metazoa, Mollusca, Bivalvia, Mytilida, Mytilidae. The transcript is spliced from 2 exons.